Molecule: messenger RNA, 552 nt
Organism: Pestalotiopsis fici W106-1
Lineage: Eukaryota; Fungi; Ascomycota; Sordariomycetes; Amphisphaeriales; Sporocadaceae
Exons: 1
Coding region: 1-552 (183 amino acids)
Source: RefSeq, a predicted model, not a curated record
AUGUCUCCCAUCAAUACCAUCAUGGCCCGUGAGGUCGGUGAUUCAGACAGCGUCAUGAAUUUGAUGAUCACCUUUUUGGGCUUGGCUUUUGUGGCCCUCAUUCUUGCAGCCGUCUUGAUCAUGAUGCGGAGAAAGCGCCUCGCUAAGCAGAAAAUGAACGAUGAGGGUCUCCCGCAAUACAACGACAUCAAGCAUGAGUACAACGGCCCCGAUGGUGCCCGCCGCCUGACUAUAACAACCGCAGACGGCCGGUCUAGCGUCGUUGUCUUGGAUGGCCGUCGACCCAUGCUGGCUGACCCCAAUGCGCCGCCUUACUCGCCCAAGAACAUUCCCGAGAUCCACAUCACGUUCCCCGACGAGCACGACGAGCAUGGCCGCAAGCAAGAUGGACGUGUCAUGGUUGUCAGAGUUGGCGAUACUACCGUUGGAAUGGAGCCCGUCCGCGAGGAGCAGUUGCCAGCCUAUGAGAAGGAGAGCAGCCACGGUUUCUACUCGAUCGACAUGGACCAAAUCGGUGGCCUGAAGGAGAAGGACCGUUCGCAGUUCCAGUAA